AUGGCGUCAUUGAGGGAUUUGCCAACAGAGCUACUGCUAAAGAUUAUUGAUUGGUUGGAUUUGAAGGAUGUUGUACACUUAAGUGGAGUGAAUAGGCUAUUAUACAGUGUAGCGAUAUCGAACACAGUGUGGUAUUCAAUCAAUCAGCGAACACUCCCAGAAGUAGAUAUCGACAGCUGGAUGAUGAAGCUAGGAUUGAGUGAUCGUGACUUGUACACGAAUGUGACGAGAUAUGCCAAGUCAUUUACCUAUGUCCAUGCUGGAAAUGUGUAUCCUCAGGGCCAUUUACUUGACUGGACGAUAUCCGCAACUGAGCCAAUAUCCCAAGGGAAGCUGGUGAGCAUUACCAACACUUUUACGCCCACGCCCGCAUAUACCAGUGCACUCGAGCAAGCGCGAUGGAUAUAUGUGAACGACGCCAACAUACUACUCAACGAUGUUAUCAGCGAUUAUGUAGAAGCAGGACUGCGCAUAACGGAGGAAAGAGUGAGCGAUAUAGCAGUCAAGUUCACCGGAUCGCCAAGUUGGCCAGUUAUCGCGGUAGAUGUGGAGAGUGGGGCGGAGAAGCGCAUGGAGGGAUACAGAAGCGAGGAUGUACCGAUACGCCAUCUGCUCUGUCCUAAACAUGAAGAUGAAGACCAUGUCGAGGAGACUUACUUGCAGACCCACCCCUUUCACCACCUCACCCCGUUCCUCGCACAGAGACGCGGCAUUGUUUCGGUUUUCCACUUCAAUCGCCCUUACCCUUGGCCAGAAGACGAGCCUCUGGAAACUGUCCAGCUUGUUCAGCCUGGCGAUGGCGCGCCAACAGAUAGCGAUAGCGAUAUAGUGGGUUACUAUGCAGGCACAUAUGGCGGACAUGGCAUCGAAGUGCUUGGCAUGCGCCGCUUCAAUAGCGCAGAUGGAAGACCCCUGCUGGAAUUCGUCAAGGUGACUGGAGACGACAAUGUGCCGAGAGGACUAGUGUCUUUGCGCGUCUUCCUUGAUGAAGAGGUUCGCGAUACGGAGCUCGUCAGCGACCAACACGAAAGCAGACUGUCCUCAGACGAUAACCUCCCGUGGCCGAUAGACAGCCCUACACGACCGGCAGGCGUGUCGUUCGCAGGGGUUGGGAAAAUAGCACACAGCUCAUACACAUCCCCCAGCUGGACUAACGUGGUCGUGCACAUCGAGAAGGAGAAUCUGGUGUACGCGCGUUGGACAGACUUGCGCAAUACGCUUAUAAUGAAAAGGUUCUUGUGA
Molecule: messenger RNA, 1242 nt
Organism: Wallemia ichthyophaga EXF-994
Lineage: Eukaryota; Fungi; Basidiomycota; Wallemiomycetes; Wallemiales; Wallemiaceae
Exons: 4
Coding region: 1-1242 (413 amino acids)
Molecular function (GO): protein binding
Source: RefSeq, a predicted model, not a curated record